AUGGCUUCCCCUCUUACCAACCUAUACUUCAUCUGUCUCAUCGCUUUCGUUUUCCGGUAUGCCCAUGGCAAUGCCGUAGGGCUUCACGAGUUCGACGUCCUGGGUUCCUGGAGCAACUACAGCUGCUCUUCCGGCGGGAACAUCACCCGCGGCUUGCCGAUAAUCCAUCGGCUAAGCCCUUGUGCUCCCCAGAAGCUGCGUCUCAACUUCACCAGCGAGCUCGACCGGCAUUACCUUGACGAUAAGUUGACGCUUGGAACUGACUCCAGACUUUCCCGAGAGCGCAACUACCUCGUCGUCAUUGGGCUGGGCACUCCCAAAAAGGAUUUUCACGUGAUGUUCGACACCGGCAGCAGCCUUACUUGGGUCCAGUGCGAGCCUUGCAGGAAGUGCUACGACCAAGCAGGUCCUCCACGUACCGUGCGAUACCUUUCGCCUCCCAACCUUGCCGCGACCUUCCGUACCGUAGCGGCUGGACCCGACAAGUAG
This is a messenger RNA of Phoenix dactylifera (date palm), 489 nucleotides long. Lineage: Eukaryota; Viridiplantae; Streptophyta; Magnoliopsida; Arecales; Arecaceae. The record is from RefSeq and is a predicted model, not a curated record.